Molecule: messenger RNA, 1342 nt
Organism: Sinocyclocheilus grahami
Lineage: Eukaryota; Metazoa; Chordata; Actinopteri; Cypriniformes; Cyprinidae
Product: noggin-2-like
Exons: 1
Coding region: 575-1264 (229 amino acids)
Biological process (GO): negative regulation of BMP signaling pathway; osteoblast differentiation; negative regulation of cell differentiation
Source: RefSeq, a predicted model, not a curated record
UCAGGACCAGGCGAGUUUUUCGGACGGCUCUGUGGAGGAGGAUUUCAGACACAGCGGGGAUAUGAACGCACCGCGGCUGGAGAACAUGCAGCAGACUUUAGCGGGAACGCUUGGCGCAAACGUGUAGAGGAGCCUGAUUUUAUUCCGGACUGAACCCGAACAUGUUCUAGACGCGUUUGAGGUUCCGAUCGCGGAGUUCUGCAGGGUCUGUGGAGAGACUGAGCGGCUCUCGUCCCGGUUCAGCAGCGCCGGUUCGGCGGGACGCACUGGAGCCUGUGCGCUCAGAGAGAGAGGAGUGCGUAAAAAUAACAUUGGCUAAGACGCGCUCCAUUCCGCGGGCGCGCUGACAUUUCAAACGCCAGUUUGGGUGUUUGACAGAAUCCGAGCAGGCUUUGGAAACCGUGCCAUACCAUCCUAUCCCGUUGCCAUGGUGACCCGCCGAAAAGUCCGAUGAGGAUAAAGUUUUGCAGCGCACUUGGCACGCCUCAGCUGAGCGAGUAUCCCUGAAAACAGACAGCCCAUGUCCCAUGUCAUUCCGGGCCACGCGGCCGUCUAUUAAAAGAUCUCGCUAUUUAUGCGCGGGUGUGUGAAGGCCAACUCCACUCCGCAGACAGACAGAAGACGAGUCAUGGGCAGCAUCACCCGCGCUUUGCCGCUGCUACUGCUGCUCCUGUGCGCGCAAGGCGCCGCGGCCCAGCACAACCUGCGCCUGAGGCCCUCGCCCAGCGAGCAUCUGCCGGUCCCCGACCUCAAAGAGGACCCCGAUCCGGAGCACGAUCCGCGCGAGCAGGACCUCUCGGAGAAGACGCUGCGCAAGAAGCUAGGCAGCAACUUCGACCCCAGCUUCAUGUCCAUCCACCUGCCCACGCAGCUAAACGCCAGCGCGCUUCCGGAGCUGCCGCGCCUGCCCAUGCCCGCCGACCUCAAGAAGCUGAACCUGACGGAGACGCCGUACGGCAGGCGCGUCAAGGUGGGCAAGAAGGCGCGGCGGAAGUUUCUGCAGUGGCUGUGGAUGUACACGCACUGUCCGGUGCUGUACACCUGGAAGGACCUGGGCGCGCGUUUCUGGCCGCGCUACAUCAAGGAGGGUAACUGCUUCAGCGAGCGCUCGUGCUCCUUCCCCGAGGGCAUGUCCUGCAAGCCGGUCAAGUCGGUGACCAAGACCCUCCUGCGGUGGUACUGCCAGGGCUUCCUGCGGCAGAAGUACUGCACGUGGAUAUCAGUGCAGUACCCCAUCAUCUCCGAGUGCAAGUGCUCCUGCUGAGCAGAGAGAGAGGGGGGCUAUCGAUUGGGAAUGAUUGCACUGUUUACCCACGGACAGAGACGUGUGGCGCCACAUAGC